AUGUUGUUUCAAAUCCCUGUGGACUUCCCCAGCUUCCUGGGGAAAACCUGUUCCUUCUGGCUGCCCCUUCCAGCAUCUCCUCCCAACAUAUUUGGAGUGCCCGGCCAGGAAAGCUGCUCUGCCCUGGAGUAUUUCCGCGCUCCCAAAGCCGCCCAGCCCAAGCAGAGAGCGGGCUCCAGCCCCGUGCCGGCCGUGGGGCACCCGCGGGGCGCCCAGCAGGGCGAGGAGGAGCAGGGCAAAGACUCUGCCAACCAUCCCGGAGCCCCAGCGGGGCGCCCUGGCUGGCGCCUGGACCAGCAGCUCAAACAGAACGGCAGCGUGACCUGGAGCGACGAAGGCGACGGAUGCCGGGGCAGAGAAAUCUCCCGAGACUUUGCCAAGCUGUACGAACUGGACAGCGAUCCUGAGCGGAAGGAGUUCCUGGAUGACCUCUUCAUCUUCAUGCAGAAGAGGGGAACUCCCAUCAACCGGAUCCCCAUCAUGGCCAAGCAGAUCCUGGAUCUCUACAUGCUCUACAAGCUGGUGACCGAGAAGGGUGGGCUGGUGGAGAUUAUCAACAAGAAGAUCUGGAGGGAGAUCACCAAAGGCCUUAACCUGCCCACCUCCAUCACCAGCGCUGCCUUCACCCUGCGCACGCAGUACAUGAAGUACCUCUACGCCUACGAGUGCGAGAAGAAGUCGCUGAGCUCCCCGGCCGAGCUCCAGGCCGCCAUCGACGGCAACCGGCGCGAGGGCCGGCGGCCCAGCUACAGCUCCUCCCUGUUCAGCUACUCGCCCUCGGCGCCAGCGCCUCCUUCCCUGCUGUCCCCCCCCAAAAUCCGCUUCCCCAUCAUCGGCAUGGCGCCGGGCAGCGGCACCGGCAACCCCCGGGUGUCCCCGGCCGUCAGGAAAGGUGACGGCGUGCCGCUGAGCGUGUCCAUGCCGAGCCGCAUGGCCGUGCCCGUGAGCCUGGGCGGGCAGCAGGGCGCCGUGGCGGCCAGGACGGCCACGCUGGAGCAGCUGAGGGAGCGGCUGGAGGCGGGAGAGCCCCCGGAGAAGAAGGCGGCGCGGAUGUCGGAAGAGGAGCAGCGGCUGGUGCAGCAGGCGCUGCAGCGAAACCUGUUCAGCGUGGCCCGGCAGAUCCCCAUGAAGAUCAAAAUCAACGGGAAAGACAAGGGCGACUCGGCGGCUCUGAACCUGUCCCACAAUGGCAUCGGCAGCAUCAACAUGUCUGUGGAGAUCAACGGCACCACCUACGCUGGGGUGCUGUUUGCCCAGAAGCCCGUGGUGCAGCUCCUGGCCGGCUCGGGAACGCAGAGCUCGUGCAGCAGCAGCAGCAGCAGCAGCAGCAGCAGCAGCUCCCACUGCUCCCCCAGCCCUACCUCAUCGCGGGGCACGCCUGGCGCAGAGCCCUCCACCAGCUGGUCCCUCUGACGGGCACUGCCCCGGGGCACACAGAUACCUCACCUCAAGGAACCUGCUCUCGUGGCUGGCCAGCAACAGGAGGAUGAUGAUGAUGGUGGUGGUGGUGGUGGUGGUGGUGAAACCUUCCCAUGCCAGCGAGUUUUCCUUCAUUGUCUCUUUGUCCGGCCUUUUUUUGCUUUGUUUCCCCCACCCUUUCCUUCCACCCAUUUGCUCUUUGUUUCCUCCUCCUCCUCCUCCUCCCAGGGUUUGUGGUGUUCCCUUGCCCUGGAGGGGGCACACCUGGCGUUUCUCAAUCAGGGAUGGGCUCCAGACAUGGCCGGGAUGUCACCAGGGCAGGGCUGGGAACCCCAGUUGUGCUGGAACCGCCAGGGCUCUUCCCAGCCACGGCUCCGUGUUUUGACAAUCCUGGGAGCCAGGGGUGCCUGGCCCUGUCCUCCCAUGGCAAUCUGCUUGUGCUCCUUCCUGCUGUGGCUCCUGAGCCUCCCUCCCCUUCCUCUCCAGGGUUUUGGCACCAUCAGCUGCUCUGGCUGGUGCCAGCUCCCCCCUGGAGCCCUGGGCACCCCUGAGUGUCCCGUGUCCCCUGAGCAGUGACACGGACAGCCUGGGCACGCUGCUGGGGCUCCGUGUGCCAGCCCUGGGCUGGCCCAGGCUCCCUGGAGCAGCUCUGGGAGCUCUGCCGGGCUGAGCACAGGGGUGCUGCUGGCAUCCAGCCGGGCACCUGGCUGUGGUCAGUGUGGGGAUCUGGGGCUCUGAACAGACCCCCCCUCCGAUUGUACCCCAGCAGGGGAAACCUUCUGCUCCCCAGGGAGAGGCAGAGCACAGGGAACCCAGCCCUUCCCAGCCCUGGCACCCCUGGCUGGAAGCAGAGCCGGAGUUCCCUGCUCUGUGAAUCAGCUGCUCCGGUGGCCUCGUGCUGUCCCUGUCCUUCCCCGUGCCCCUGGUGACGUCCCUGCCAUCCCUCCUGCCCCAGUGACGUCCCUCCCGUGCUCCAGGCCCAAGUCAGGUUUUUUUGAGCAGAUGAAAUACCUCAGAUAUGUACUUGUUGGGUUGGUUUUGUUUGUGUUGGGUUGGUUGUUUUUUUUUUAACCUCUUCAGGAAGUAUUGGCAUAUCCUAUCGCUUGGGGGUUUUCGUUAGGUGGGUUUGCUGACUUUGUGUUUGCUUUUAUUUGUGUUCGCUUCUAAACCGAUCACCAAAGACAGGGAGUUCAGACAAGGCUGAGCAGAGGAGCAGUGGCUUCCCCACCCUCCAGGAGCUGAGCUCCAGCACCAUCCCAGGACCUGUGUCCGGUGGGAAAACGGGGCCAAAAAGGGAUCUGUGCCUUGUCCUGGCUUUCCCCAGCUCUGGGCUCUGUGCUGGUGCUGCCUCCCCCGGCGUGCUGGGGUUAUCCUGCCCCGCCAGGAGCUGGGAAUGCACAUGUCCUGAAGGGAUGCUGCUGUUCCCGGUGCCCUCCCUGUGCCUGGGGGAGCCAGGCUGACCCUGCAGCCUCCCUGGCAUUUCCUCCCCGCAGACCCCCAGAGGAUUUUGCAGCCUCUGGGACUCUUAUCAGAUGAUUUUUAAAUUUUUUUUUUUUUCCUUUUAGUUGUUUUUUUGUUUGUUUUUUAUUUUAUUCGGGGGUGGGGUUGGAGCUGUUUCCUCUGAGUGGGACUGGGGCACUUUUUGCUUUUCCCUCUGCUCUGCUCCCCAGCCCCGGGGAGCAGAGGCUGCUCCGGGGUGGGGUUGCUUUGUCUCACUUGCUAACGUUGUGUUUUCUUGCACAGAAAGGCACUCGAAUCACUGAAUUGCUUGGACACUACUAGAGUAUUAAUGUUUAUAAGCUUUACUCAACCUAGACUGGAACUAGCCAGGGACUAACAGAUUGUUUUGUAUCCAAUUCAGGGAAAGAAUCAGGUCUGGAAAGCCUAACAGAUACCUCAGUUAAAUAAGCUGCAACAAUAAACCGGUCCUUUUCCCAGCCCAGGGUGACAAGGACCAUGCAGACUGUGAAGAGUUAACCCUUUCCCUCGGCCUGGCUUUGGCCCUGGCAGCCUGAGCUGCGGGUCUCCUGCUGAGCUGCCAGGCUUUGGGUUGGGGGUGCUGGAAACCAGCAGAGAGCGGGGGAGGCUGGGCGGGGGCCGCCGCAGCCCCGCGCGGUUCUCAGGGUUUGAUGCUGCCAGCAGGACGUUCCCGAGGGCUCUGCUCCCGCUUUGCAGCGUCGCUCCAUCCUCCCCCAGCUCCACACACCAGCCAAAAAAGUACAAACACCCAGCUUGCUCCCUCCCCCGGCGCUCCUGGGGGGAAAAGCGAGCCGAGCCCGCUGCCGGGGCUGCGGGGAGGGCGCGGAGGGUGGGAUGAGGGGAGGCUCCCGCGGCGAACGCGAACGUUCCCAGGGGAGACUGCGAUCAGAUGUUCUCCCCAACCAGCUGCAGCAGCCUUGCUAACUAGUUUUCUUACCUAUUUAAAAGAAAAAAAAAAAUAAUAAAUAAGUAAAUAAAAACAAACGUGAUAGCCUAGGCGGUGGAUAAAUACCUCAACGUCUCCUUCCAACAAGUGUCUGUAUAUGUUGUUGUUGGUUUUUUUCUAUCUUACAGGUUAUCUGAAUGUUUAUAUUCCAAUAAACUUCUACCUCUUCACACCGUGA
Cyanistes caeruleus (blue tit) is the source of this 4022-nucleotide messenger RNA. Lineage: Eukaryota; Metazoa; Chordata; Aves; Passeriformes; Paridae. The record is from RefSeq and is a predicted model, not a curated record.